This is a messenger RNA of Symbiodinium necroappetens, 540 nucleotides long. The record is from the annotation of a GenBank genome assembly. Lineage: Eukaryota; Dinophyceae; Suessiales; Symbiodiniaceae.
AUGGUGAAGGUGAGAAGUUGUACCGCGUCAGGUGGCGCCACGUGCAUGUUCAGACAGUCGAUGCACUUGGCUCAGCUGCAGUGUCACACAAGAACAAAGCCUCGGCCAUUGAGAGCGUGGGUGGCGGUGCCUUCGAGAGCCUCGGCCGCAACUUCGCACUCGCUUUGGCACCUGCACGGCGAAGGCCGGUGCAAGUGCAGAGAGGGCCGCGACAGUCACUGUCGCCUGGCUUCGUUGGUGGUGUGCUGCAGGUGGAGGACAGGGUUGGCCAUCCUCGUCAUGCUGAUGUUCCCUCAGCUCGUGGCUCUUUGCUGGGCUCUUGUGGUCAAGCUGAUCAUCCGUGGCGCUUGGGCUCUCAUUACCCAGGUCUGUCAGCUCAUGCAGCAGAUCAUGGCAGACGCCGCCGAGAUCGAUGAGGGACUCAUCAUGUGGUUGUCGCAGCAGCUGGGUGUGGUGCAACAGCCGGCGACCCCACUGUGCCUUGUGCUUGACAAACAACCCAGCUCCUCCGCCAGCGCGACGUGCGACCCGCCCUUUUGA